Molecule: messenger RNA, 2643 nt
Organism: Caenorhabditis briggsae
Lineage: Eukaryota; Metazoa; Nematoda; Chromadorea; Rhabditida; Rhabditidae
Gene: Cbr-xpg-1
Product: Protein CBR-XPG-1
Exons: 4
Coding region: 1-2643 (880 amino acids)
Biological process (GO): nucleotide-excision repair
Cellular component (GO): nucleus
Molecular function (GO): DNA endonuclease activity; single-stranded DNA binding
Source: RefSeq, a predicted model, not a curated record
AUGGGAAUCGCCGGUUUAUGGAAAAUCAUUGAACCAACAGCCACUGAGAUUCCACUCGAGUGUCUUGAAGGAAAGAAGUUAGCGAUUGGUAUUAUGAAUCAUUCAAAAUAUAAAAACAAUUCAUUUGUAGAUGUUUCUAUUUGGAUUUAUCAAGCUCAACUCGCCUACCCAUCAGACCAACCGUUUCCUCAUUUACGACUCCUCGUGAAUCGCCUCUCCAAACUUCUCUUUUAUAAAAUUCGCCCAGUUUUUGUUUUUGAUGGACCACAAGUCCCGGUUUUGAAGAGGCAAGUUUUGGAAUCAAGACGACAGAAGCGAAAAAAUGAUGACGAUAUUUUGACGAAUCCCAAGAAAAUGGGAAAAUUGAAGGUUUUUAUUGCCACUCCAUUGUUUAAAAAAUGGAUCCAUUUCCAGGAGAUCGCAUCUGGUGGAUUGGAUGAGGAUGCACUUUCAAAAGCUAUCAAAGAAGUUAUCAGUCCUUCGAAAAAAGUUGUUCUUAGCGAUGUAUAUAAAGAUAUCCCAUCUACAAGCACUAACCUAGAUUUGCCAUCUGCCCAUCAAAACGAUCAAUUGGUUUAUGGCGAAAUUGAAAGUUCAGAAGAAGAUUCAGACGAUAGUGAUGUAAUUGUUGAAACGCUAGUGAAGAAGGAAGAGCCUGAUCAGAAGAUGUUCCCAUCUAGAAAAAUGGAAAUUCGAAAUUUAGUAGAGAAACGAGAAGUGAUGAGAAAUAGCAGACUUCGUCCAGAUAUGAACUUAAAUUUAAAAAAUCGACCAAAAAAAUUUCAGAUUCCGCAAGAUUCGAAAAGUUUCAGCAAUUUCCAAAUGCAAAGACUUCUCCAGCGUGGUCGAUUGAAUGCUCAGAUUGAGCAGCUAGCAAAAUCAAAUACAACAUCUUCUGGUGCUUUUUCUUCUGAUAAAAUUAAUGUGACAGGACCUGAUGGAACCUCCCACGUUUUGAAAUAUGCGCACAGCGAUGAGAUUCAAGAAUGUCAGCCGGAACUGAAACGAGAGUUUGAUAGUCUAUAUCAGCCACCAUUAGAGAUGACUCUUGACGUUUUUAAUGUGGAGUAUGGUGGGAAAAAGUUGAGUCGAGAAGUGACACCAGAUGACGUCAGAGAAGAGAUUGUAGAAAGAAUUGAAGAGCGAUUAAUUGAUAAAACGGAAAGAGGAUAUCAAAGUAAAUCUGGAAUGUUGGAAGCGAUUGCUAGAAAAAGAAUUAGGCAACACUAUGGAACGGAAAUUAUUGAGGAUAAAGAAGAAGAGAGAAGGAGAAGAGGAGAAGAAGAAGAAGAGGACGAUUUGAUUGAAGUUAGUGAUGAUGAAAUGGCUCUUCAAAAAGCGCUUUUCGAAUCUGCGUCGAAAGCUUUAGAUGAAAAAAUGGCAAUUCUUAAAAAGCACAGACCAGACAGCGACGAUGAAGAAUGGGAUCCGCAGCGCAACGAUAUUCCAUCCACAUCGUCAGCAGCUCAAAGGAAUCUAACAGAUGAUUAUAUUCAUCUGAAUUAUGACGAUGAUAAUGAAAGAACUCCAGAACUGUAUAGAGACCUUCAAGAAUUCCUCACUAAUGCUGGAAUCCCUUGGAUAGAGGCGCCAGGAGAAGCCGAAGCACAGUGUGUAGAAUUGGAAAAGCUUGGACUAGUAGAUGGAGUUGUUAGCGAUGAUAGUGAUGUCUGGGCUUUUGGAGUGAAACAUGUCUAUCGACAUAUGUUUGCAAAGAAUCGACGAGUUCAGAGAUACGGAGAACAAACCGCAGCGAACCGAGACAACUGUAAACUUUUUUGUCUCCAAAGAGAAGAUUACAUUUCAAUCGCCAUUCUAGCUGGAGGUGAUUAUUGUCCGGGACUUGUCAAAGUGGGUGCUAUUGGAGCUCUAGAACUAGUUUCAGAGUUUGUGGAAAAACGGAAUGAUCAAUCGGAAACAAUUGAUAUUAUUGAAAACAGGAUUUUGCAGCUUUUGGAAAAAGCAGGACAAUUAUUUCUGUCUUCUCCAGAUGAAAAACGUUUCAAUAGUCGGAAAGCUCUGAUAUUGAAGAGACAUGUAACGGAAGCGAAUGAGAGAGAACUGAUUGAAAAUGUGUGUUCCAAUAAAGAUGCGGUGCAUGCAUAUCUUCAUCCAACCGUAGAUGAUUCUUCCGAAAAACUGCGAUGGCGUCAGAUGAACAUUCCACUCAUCCGCCAGAUCCUCCACCAACGCCUUCAGUGGCCAGAUCGAACACAACACCAUGAAGAGCAAAACUCUUUUAAUGCUUUCGUAAAAUGGAAUCAGUUUCUACAAGCUGGUGGGCGGAGUCAGAUGAGGUUGGAUCGGUUCUUCGCUCAAAAAUUAGACAGUGCUCUAGAAUUGAAAUGGUCGAAAAAGGUCGUUGAGGCCCUAGAAAAGAUUGGAAAGAGAACAAAAGGAGUUUCACUGGACGAAGAGAAAUUGGUGGAUCAGAAAAAAGAUGAUGAGAUAAAAGUGCUUGAAAUCAAGAAAAAGGAAAGGAAUCCUCCGGAGAAGAAGAAAGCUACACAUGGCAGGGGAAGAGGAAGAGGACGUGGCAGAGGAAGAGGCGGGGCGAAGAUUUCUAAAACAACGGAGAAGAAAGAGCUGAAUCUCUCCGAGGACAGUAGUUCAAAUGAUUCAUUCGACGACUUUUGUAAAUAA